AUGCGUUUGACUGUACUCGUCUUACUGCUCAUGGUUGCAAUGCUCGUUCACUGUACACCGCGCACCGACGUGCCAUCCGGAAGCAACGAUGCUAUUCUGUCGGGCUAUGAGCGAGUGCGUUUACGUGCCCAUCGGAGACGGCACCGACAUAAGACGUCUCUUAAUCUCGAGGCUGAUGAAUUGUUCGAGAUGUUCGGAGACCACCUGCACAGGAGCCAGCAUAGGACAAGGAAGAACAAGAAUGCAAUAAACAUGAAGCGAGAACGAAACGAAGAACUGUGUCUCAUGGAGAGAAGGACCAUUGAUCUCAACACAAUGGGCGAUGAGUUCGACCCGCCUUUUCUGGUGGAAGUUCGGUGUCAAAAUACAGCCGACUACGAGCGGGGCAGCACCGACACACUUGUUGAGCAGACAUGCGUGCACAACUUGCUCCGAUGUGUACAGCGCUACGGAGAGGUGCACGUCUCCAAACGUCCAGUCGGCUCUGCGCACUGGAGCCCACACACAUUGCGAAACGUUCCGAUAGGUUGCGACUGCAUGUGGCCUGUGGAUCGGUAUGGACAUCAAGAAUUGUAG
This is a messenger RNA of Necator americanus (New World hookworm), 576 nucleotides long. RefSeq lists its product as uncharacterized. Lineage: Eukaryota; Metazoa; Nematoda; Chromadorea; Rhabditida; Ancylostomatidae. The transcript is spliced from 5 exons. The record is from RefSeq and is a predicted model, not a curated record. Bases 1 to 576 code for a protein of 191 amino acids.